This is a messenger RNA of Ziziphus jujuba (common jujube), 988 nucleotides long. RefSeq names its product protein argonaute 5. The transcript has 2 exons. The coding region runs from base 66 to 524 and encodes 152 amino acids. NCBI's taxonomy places the organism in Eukaryota, Viridiplantae, Streptophyta, Magnoliopsida, Rosales, Rhamnaceae. The record is from RefSeq and is a predicted model, not a curated record.
CAUCAUCCAUAUUCUCAAAUCUCACAUAUAAAUUUUACAGUUUUGUGUGUUUACUCUGAUUGAAUAUGCUUGCAAUGGAGAACAGAAGAGGGGGAAGAGGUGGAGGAUAUGCCGGUGGUGGUAGUAGAGGAAGAGGUGGCUGUCAUCAUCAACAACAACAUAUUCUCAUCAGCAGCAACGCCGUAAGCGCAGCCAGCAAUGGACGAGCGGUUGCAGCGGCGGCGUCCACCAACACUGUGAGCAUAAUCACCAGCAACACAGCCAGAAGGCGGCGAAGUGGGGAUUCGACGACCCAGGUACAGGCUGUGAGCUCUUCAGUCUGUUCAAGUGCGGCUAGUCGGGGAGGUGGCCAUGGUAGGGGAAAGAGUGGACCCCCCAAAGAGAGGAAACCUGCAGCUACCUCUGCUCCGGUCGUUCACCGCCAGACACCUUCUUCUUCCUCUGGCCAUAGCACGGAAACGAUGAAGAAGAUUGUCAAUGUGAAGAAGAUUGUCAGCGUGAAGAAGAUUGUGCAAAAACGCUAGGAUGCAGGUUCAACCUCCUUUUCUAGAGUUUAGUAAAGGAGUUUGUGCGUGAAUCUAAAAAGGGUUUUUGUGUCGACAAGUAAUGGUUUGACAAUUAUCCUGAGCAGAUUUACCAAGGAAACCUUUUGUCAUCAGUGUCAUCUUCUUCGAGGAAGACUUUUACCGUUUUUCAAAAUUUGCGUGGAUUCAGAUCCUAUCUCCUUUUUAGCAGUCUAGUAAAAUCGUUUGUGAGUUAUUCAGUCUUGAAAUUAGUAUUUGGUGUAAACAUGUUAUGUUUGUUAAUUUGGUACUUUAUUUAGGCUUUCUCAGUUUGGGUGGCAAGUUAUGCUUUUGUUGGAUGUGUAUUUGAAGGUUGUUUGUUUAUUUAGACGUUGUGUUUUAUGUUAUUUUUUCUGAAAUGGUUUGGCUGUUUGUUUGUUAUUUUAAAUUUUAAAUGUUCUAUGAACUUGAUAGUUUUACGCUUA